AUGUUUAGAGUGCCGGCAACAUGGGCCAGACAAUCGCUGAGCAUACUAUCGUCUCUGAGCGAAGCUUCGACGUCGGCUAUCACACUUGGUCAUCUUCGCUUACGAGAUGCAAGGCGGCUAGCGCUUCUUGCAGGCUCUCUUCCGCCUCGUAGCGUCCACGGACAGGCGCAUUCCCUAGAUAGCCCACGCCGCAACAGCACCAACAGCGAGAGAAGACAACGGGCAAGAUCUUCUCGUCAAGCUUCGGGCGAGCGUCAAGACAAGUUCAAGAGCCGUGACGCUCGAUCACACUCACCCGCGCCUACCACACAGCCUACUUCUUCCUCGUCCAUAUAUCCUCACUCCAGAGCGUCCUUGCGCCCUCAUCCCAAUGCUCGCGCCCCUCUGUUUGCCAGCAGGGUCUUCGUCGAAAGUGAUCCUCGUGUACGGACGCUAGGUGAACGCUCCGAUUCUGAAGACAAGGACCUGAUUCUGCUUGAGCAGCAUCUGCGGCGCCUCGUCACCCACAAAACGGUAGGCGAUGUGGAAAGCGUAGUGGAGGCUUGCAAUUUUCUGGCGCAAUAUUGGGCCAAGAAGCAGAUGAAGCCCACCUAUCAGCCAUACUAUGCUCUAUUGGAGGCACUGAGCUAUCGUGGACUGCUAGAUGAAUGCUACCAGGUCCUCGAUGACAUGGAGGCUUCUGGCUUUAAGGUGGAUAUAGGCUCGCUAAAUUGGACACUCAAGGCGGCUGUCGUGGGCUCUCGCGAGGAAGACAUGCUCAAAAUCUGCCGGAGAAUCAAUGACUAUACAGAUAGCAGCAGCGCAACCGGCAUCGAGACGGAGUCAGCCAGCUUUGAGACACCAAUCGAGGAGAGCGUAGCUAUGCCCGCCCCGUAUGCGACUCGGAACUUCAGCAGCUUCACCUACACAUGCCUGUUUCAGUACUGUUCCGACAAUGACAGAGCAGAGCAGGCAAUGAUAUGGUUUUCUGCCCUCGUCAAUUCUCGCUCAACCUCGGUGCAGGCCUUCUUAGACCUCCUGCGUCCCUCAGGGGCGCAAUAUCUUAUAGAGACUCUUCUGUCCGUGCAGGAAUACAGGCUGGCAGUUGAGCUCGCCGAAUGGAUCCACAUGGAUUCGAGUGGGAGACUGAUCUCGCCCAAAAUCUGGACCGAAAUUGCGUCGGCGUGCGCUGUAGGCAACUAUUAUCCCGGUCUCAAACACGGCUUUCUGCGAGGUGUCAAGGAGGGCGGCGUUGUGGCAGAUGAAGGCUUUCUUAUUGCGGCGCUCAGAGCCGCUUGCCGCGCUCCGGAUUCAGAUCUCUGCCACGAGCUUCUGCAAGACUUCCUCGUCUACUCUACGCAGUGGGUAAACAUGCGAAUCCCCGACACCACCCCACCACCGGUCCUGCAGCAUCCUCACCUUCUCCCCUUGGUCGAGGCAUUGGCUCGUGAAGGAAAGUUCGUGGAAGCAUACCGGCUCAUGGGAGCUCUCUUCUACUGGGGCAUUCCUCUUGAUCCGCAUGCUUCUUCCGUCCUUGAGAUUGAAGCCAGUCUUACCAAGGCACACCUCAUCAAGGCUGUCGCUGCUUGGGAGCAGGUGAUUAACGAGGGCAAGAACUCAGUCGAAGGCGAGCCCGAGCCAAUUGCUACCUUGGAUGGACGAGCCAGCAUUCUGCGCAGAGUGACCGAUGGAAAGAUCCCAGCGCUGGCUGGACGGGUAGAGAUCAACACUAUGAACUCCCUCAUCAUUGCAGCAGCUAGACUCGGUGAAGAUGAGAUUGCCUUGAAAGUCUGGGAAGACCGCAGGCUGGCCAGGAUGAGGCCAUCGCUCAGUCGGGCCCUCUCGCCUGCCCAAGAGAAGGAGCGCCAGCGCCAACCGCCAGAGGAGGACCGAAUUUCUGCUGGAAAGGAAGCGCCCCCUCGAGCGCCUGUAGAGAUGAUUCUUCCCACCAUCGAGACGUUCAACGGUCUCCUCGAUGCCUGUCUCCGUUCCAAGAUUCCCUCGGUCUCCCUAGCCCACUCCAUCUUCAACGAGCUCCGCACAAAACACGAUUGGCAUCUCAAACCAAACGCCUUGACCUACGAGCACCUCAUCAAGAUUCUCCUCAUCAACCCUUCCUCCUCGCCCAAUGCCCGCCUCGAUGCCGAAGCUCUCCGCAGGGCAUUUGAGCGACUCGAGGAAUGCAAGAGUGCGGGAUUGACACCUACGAGCAAGACGUACGAGGCGAUGAUCCGGACUUGUCUUAGGGGAAGUGAUGAGAGGGAGGAUCCCCGCUGGUGGAGGUUAUUAGACGAGAUGACUCGCGAGGCAAAGCAUGAGUUGCCUGCGGGACUAGAGGGACACAUUGCCCACAAGGACCGGUCUAGACGCUUUGCCACGGAUGGAAGAGAGGGACUCAAGGUGCCGCCGGCGCUUAGGAGGAGGAUCGAGGCAAAGGCAGAGGAAGAGAGGAAUGCGAGAAGGGGCAGAGGUGGGAGAGGAGGUGGUGGUGGCGGCGGUGGUGGUGAGAGGUACGAGGAAAGAGGACAACAGUGGGGUAGAGAGCGGAACGAUGAAGGGUAUGGACGCGGACGAAGGUACUGA
Molecule: messenger RNA, 2562 nt
Organism: Microstroma glucosiphilum
Lineage: Eukaryota; Fungi; Basidiomycota; Exobasidiomycetes; Microstromatales; Microstromataceae
Exons: 2
Coding region: 1-2562 (853 amino acids)
Molecular function (GO): protein binding
Source: RefSeq, a predicted model, not a curated record